Molecule: messenger RNA, 338 nt
Organism: Racocetra persica
Lineage: Eukaryota; Fungi; Glomeromycota; Glomeromycetes; Diversisporales; Gigasporaceae
Source: the annotation of a GenBank genome assembly
AUUUACAUUUUGGACUAUAUGCUAAAGAUUGGUGGAUUCCUCAUUCAACUAAUAAUGAUGUAACAUAUACACAUCUCUAUCCAGUUCGUCUCAGUAUGAAAACUAUAACUACAAUAAAUCAGUGUGAUUUCAUAGUUAUAAUAGGUCAGGAUAGUUUUGAGCCUGGAUAUUUGUAUCAAUCUAAAGCUUUACAAAGAAAAAUGCUAUUUAGACUUGAAUAUGAACAAACAAAAUCAGAAAUCAAUAAAGAACAAACUCUUACAUAUAUGAAAGAAGAUUGGCAAAAUGAGCAGAUUAUGGAUAAACUUUUUAAUUAUCAUCUAAAAAAAUUUAUUGCU